CGGGCAUUCAGUGCAUGUGUUUUGCGAUCGUUUGGGCAAUGAAUUCAAAACACAAUUUAAUUGCCAUUUAGUCGUCGAUCAGAUCCAGUGAUCACUUCACUCGAGACUAUACCCACAAAACGCUUACUUAUUAAUCGACGGAUUUUACCACAUUUUCACCGCAAACACAACGUUUCCCACCGAAACGAGUCUUCAUUAUCACCGCUAACCACCACCUCAUCCGUGGAUCAAGUCACCAGAGUAUCCCCGCAGACAUCCAAACGCGUAAACCAUGUCUUUAGCGGACGAACUGUUAGCCGACUUAGAGGACGGCGACGACGACUACGAGGACCAGAUGUUGGCGCCAUCAUCGGCGGCGCCCACUAUCACCGGCAGUACCACCGCUGACACCAACACCACGACCGGUGACACACCGAUGGACACGACAAACGGCGACCAAUCGGGCGCUCAGUACACAUCCGUACGCUCUUUAGCCAAACUCAUGGACAGCGCGGACCUGUCGCGAGUGAUGUCCGAAAUCCACGCGAAACAGACGUCCAGCGAAUCCCAAGACAUGCGAAAGUCGCAGAUCGACGGACCCGUUGAGUCGCAUCCGGAGUACAAACUCAUCGUCGACGCCAACAAUAUGGCCGUCGAGUGCGACAACGACAUCACCGUAUGUCACAAGUUCGUGAGGGAUAAGUACGCCAAACGGUUCCCGGAGUUGGAAUCGCUGGUCCCGUCGGCCAUGGAGUACGUGAUGACUGUCCAGGAGUUGGGCAAUGAGCUGAACCGGGCCAAGACGUCCCAAGUGAUGGCCCAGUUCCUGACACAGGCCACCAUUAUGGUGGUGUCCGUCACGGCGUCCACCACUCAGGGACAGACACUGACGGAUGAGGAGCUCCGGUACGUGCGCGAGGCGUGCGAUAUAGCCGUCCGUCUCAACGAGUAUAAGCUGAAGAUCUAUGAGUUCGUGGAGUCGCGGAUGUCGUUCAUUGCGCCCAACCUUUCCGCUAUCGCCGGCGCCUCCAUCGCCGCCAAACUCAUGGGACUGGCGGGCGGCCUAACAAACCUCUCGAAGAUGCCGUCGUGUAAUCUGGAAGUACUCGGGUGUCAACGGCGUUCCCUCAGCGGCUUCUCCUCAUCGGCUAUUAUGCCGCACACGGGCUUCGUAUUCCUCACGGACUUAGUGCAGGAGUCGCCGCCCGAUCUGCGCCGCAAAGCCGCCCGACUCGUGGCCAACAAGUGUACGAUCGCCUCGCGUGUGGACGCCUCGCACGCCGCCAGCGACGGCUCCAUUGGGCGCCAGUUUCGCGAGAAA
Messenger RNA from Oppiella nova, 1300 nucleotides. The record is from the annotation of a GenBank genome assembly. Lineage: Eukaryota; Metazoa; Arthropoda; Arachnida; Sarcoptiformes; Oppiidae.